Messenger RNA from Trametes versicolor FP-101664 SS1, 3433 nucleotides. RefSeq lists its product as uncharacterized. The annotation marks the transcript as partial. The record is from RefSeq and is a predicted model, not a curated record. NCBI's taxonomy places the organism in Eukaryota, Fungi, Basidiomycota, Agaricomycetes, Polyporales, Polyporaceae. The transcript has 9 exons. Gene Ontology annotation, molecular function: DNA binding; DNA-binding transcription factor activity, RNA polymerase II-specific; zinc ion binding. Gene Ontology annotation, biological process: regulation of DNA-templated transcription; DNA-templated transcription. Gene Ontology annotation, cellular component: nucleus.
CGUUCCUUUCCGCCCUUCCCCUUCCCCUCCCCCCUUUCUCUUCCCCGCCCCCACCGCUGAGGCGCAGCGUCUCCCCUCCCGCCCGACGCAGCCACCGGCCAGCAUCCUUGGUUUUUCCCCUUUCCGCAGCCCCCCUCCCCCGCUCCCCGUGCCCGCCUUUCUCUUCACUUUUCUAUCCUACUAUUUUUGUAAUGGCCGAGGAGCGGAAACCCACUUCUCCCACAUCCGGCCCGGCCCCGCUGCAGAGAGGAAAGGCAUGUCUGCGCUGUCGGAAGCGAAAGAUGCGCUGCGACGGGUCGAAGCCCGCCUGUGCCCAGUGCAUCCGCGCAAAGAAGGGCGACGUCUGUGAAUAUGACGACGGCAAAGGCAAGACAAGAACGCAGAUCAUGCGCGAACACAUCGCCCGCCUCGAGAUGCGCGUCCGCGAGCUCGAGAACCCAGAGCAGUCCGCCCCAUCCAUGACCCUCUUCGACCCCCACGCCCUCUCCCCCUACUACUCAGAGUCCUCGUCAUCCUCAAGCUACGAUUCUCCGGGAAAGCUCACCUACUCUGCCUCCGCUUCCCCGAUCCCGUUCCCCAUUGGUGAGCAGGACCCACGCAGUAUGCUGAGCCCCUUGAGCGUCACUACGCCUGAUGUCGACCCUGCAACAUGGGAGUCACUCAACUUUGUCGGACUGUCUACCGUUCACGGAGUAAACAGCUACAACGGCAUGGAAGCGCCACCCCUCGAUCACAUACUCUUGGAAAUCUUCAUCCCUCAUCGCCAGCAGUGCGGACUUGACAUCCACGUCGGCCGUCUAAGAGAUUCCCUGAACUUGCCACCAGCAGAACAGCGCCAUCCUGUCCUCAUGAACGCCAUCUAUCUCUGGGCGUGCUACCUCUCCCGCCCUGGUUCUCUCAGCCAAUACGAGCAGCUCUACUUGUCACGUACCAUGGCUUCACUAGGAGACGCCAUGCAGCUUUCGUCAAGAGUGGUGGAUCUCAUCCAGGCCUGCUGCCUGCUUUCGCUGUACUACUUGUCCAACGGCCGCUUUCUGGAGGGUAGCUACUACUCCGCCGCCGCUUCCACGUUGGCCGUACAGUGCCGUCUGCAUCAGAUAGGAGUUGCACCUCAGUCGAUGAACAUGGAUAUUUGGGAUGCGACGUUCGACCUUCCCCCGCCUCAGGAUAACAUCGAGCGGGGUGAGAGAAUCACGACGUUCUGGCAAGUUUACAACCUGGACCGGUGCUGGUCCGUCGUACUGCGGAGGCCAGCCACGCUUCCUGACAGCGAUCACCCCCUGGCUUCUAUUACCACCCCUUGGCCGCAGCGCAUUGAAGACUACGAGAACGAGGACCUUGACGUGGGCGGCGGCUCGCCCACCAUCCGUGGCUUCUUUGUUCAGCAGGGGCAGUCGAGCACGCUCAGCGGGUUUUCCACCGUCGCGCUGCGAGUGAAGGCGUCGGCGCUCUUCGAAGGCGCCAACCGUCUGUCAUCAAGCUGGAGCCCUCGAUCCCUUGCGUCGGGUUCAUUCUCUGAGAACUUUACGGCGUUCGAGCAUAGCAUCAUGCGUUUCACGACGACUCUCCUCCCUCUGCACCAAGUGGGGGGCGCGAUCCCUGACGACAAGUACGCGCUCAUCGUGAUCCAUAGUCUGGCGCACGCCUCCAUGAUCCGCCUCCACGCGCCGUUCAUGCGCGACGAUGGCGUCUCGCGUGAGAAGUCCCUGCGCGCGGCACGCUCGUUGAUUCAUGUCACGAAGCUCGUCACGGACGCCGACUUCGAGUUCCUUGAUCCUGUCAUUGGGUCAUGUUGGGCGAGCGCAGCCAAGGUUCUCGAGAACGAGCUCACCCGUCUCCAAUCUUCGUGGCCGGAUCCUCUGAACACGAUGGAGGUCCGCGCCGACUUGGAGGCGCUGCUCUUCGUGAUGACCAAGCUCGGCGCGAAGUUCCCUCUUGUCGCCUAUCACUCCGCAAAAGUCCAAAGUUGCCUGGACGGUGAAUAGAGGAACCUAGCUUGUCACGGCCCUCUACGACUCUACCAUGCAAGGGGCCCGGUCCGUCGGCGGCCAUCAGGACCGCACGCCGCCCGACCCCUUUCCGAGGACAGUCAUGCACCCUCACGUUCGUCUACGAACUUUACGCUCUUUAUUGUUUAUCUUCGUUCAAGCUGUUGUACUGGCGCUGCAUGGCCGCCAUCUCCGCGCUUCGAGAGCACCCCUUUCGGACCGCGUCCACCCACUUCCUCGGACUUACCGCCCCCUCGCGGGCUUUCUACGACGGACUUGCCACAUUUUUCCCUUUCGGACCUGACUCCCACCGUGCCGGACUUUCGUACUUUUUGCCCCGGGCUGCCCCCAUCACCUCGCGCUCGCACGGACUACUACAAACAACUGUAUCUACCUACACGUGUCGUCAUCGGACUAAUCUCGACCCCCUCGGACCAGCGACCGCUACUACUUGCAUCACACUGUACUCUUAGACAAUCGUACCUCGCAGCUUUCACCGUUACCUUUCUUCUCCUUUCCCGCGGACGAUUCGGACUUAUUGCAGAAUUCGUAUAACUUGCGUACAGGUACAUUACGUAGUGUAGUUCUCCCCCCGUACGAUGUACGCCUCUAUCGCUAGUCGGUCUUGCUCGCUUGCUUUGCAUACACACCCCUCUCCCCCGCGCGUCGGCCUACGCCCGCCCCGGUCCCGCGGCUCCCAGCAGUCGCGGGCGCCCUCUUUUUAUCACGCCGUCCUGAGGACUCGGACUUCCUCCUUCACAUUCCUUUGAACAUUUUUUCACUUAUCCUUCCCCAUUCACCCCGCUCGUGCUGGCCAGUUUACGCUUUGCCGGACAUUUUUGAGACUCUCCCAGGGACUUUGUAGGCUGCUCCGCACACCGGACUCUCCGCUCGACGACUGCAUCCGCUAGGUAGCCACUUCGGACUAUCCCCCAUACGUAUACCCUACGUACGCCGAUGCCAAACAAACAGAAUGCACAACACCCACGGUGUACCACUCCCCAAGCCCCUGCCCACGCCACCCAGGCCCCAGUUCCCCCGGCCCUGCCUCUAGUGUGAGAGUUCAUUCCGCUCGGGUGCUUCGCUUCUCGGGCUCGAAGCACGUCACUGCGCGCGACCUUCGCGGCUGCGCCGCGGGCGGCGACAAUACACAUGCUGCUGCACGAGGCGGAUCUCAGAGCGUCCUUCCGUGUCAGACAAGCGUGCGGUCCCUGAGGCCGGAGGCUUUUGCAGUUGGCGUGCGUGUUCGAGAACGCGCGCCCGGGUCGCGCAGCAGCCGGCCAUAUGGACGUGCUUCGUGUGGGACGCGCGGGGCACCGCUUUGGCAGAGCGCCGCGGACGUGGGCGUGCUUCGCCACGCCUCGGGCGGCGGGAGCGGGGGCGGUCCGGGUGUGAGCGGCGGUGGGGAAGGCGUCGCGGCGGUGGGGAAGGCGUCGCGGCGGUUC